CAGCCAUCGAUUUGUACUGUUGGGCGUUCUCUCUUCCUUUUCAGAAAAAAGCCCUUUUUAUUUAGCGAGUCUGCUAGGAAAGACGAGAGAGAGACGCCCUCUGCACCCCCGCCCCCUCCAUAAAACCAUAAGAAAAAAAAAAAAGGAAAAUUUGUUUCUGUGUACUUCCUUGAAUCUCUCUUUCGUUAGUGAUCGAAGAGCUGCAGCCUGCAAGGGAAUCCAGCCCCCUUUCUCGUGCUCUCUAUUAAAAGUUUUCUUCUUCUGAUUCUCCGUCUUAUUGUUUAUUUCUCUGCGUUUACUGAGCUUCGAUUGGAGCGUUUAAGCAGCCUUUGUAUCUGCAGCCGCCGUAGCAGCAGAAGUUGGUUCUAAAUUCGUGAAAAGUUGGAAGAUUCGCCAUCUGUGUUCUAUUGGGUUUAGCUUGUUGGAUCUGUAGAUCUAACCCUUUUGCUUUCGCCCACUCUAUUUAGCUGUUUCUUGUUCUUAGAUCUCCCGUUAAUUUUUUCCUGUUUGGAAAUUUGCGGCUGCCGCCUGAGCCCUGAGCCAGGGGAACUCCGCAUAUAUCGCGUAAACAGGAAGAAGAAAACCCCCAAAAUUAGAUUGGAAGCUGGGAUUUAUCGAUCUGGUGAGUUCUGUUAUUGGGAAACUGAAGAACCAAGGGGAAACAUUUUGCAUCCAAGAUUUUGGAUGUGGAGGAAAUUGAGGCUGCCUCGGCUGAGAUGAGGCAUGUUAUCAAGGUUGAUGAACUUAUUGAGGGCCUGCUGGGGCCCAUCCUUGGAUGGUUGUGGCAACACAGGUUCGGAUUCAGCCGGCCGGCAAGAGGGACUGCUUUGGUACAAAGACUUGGGCCACCACUUAACUGGUGAAUUCUCCAUGGCCGUAGUGCAAGCUAAUAACUUGCUGGAGGACCAGAGCCAGCUUGAGUCGGGCCCUUUGAGCACCCUCGAGUCUGGUCCUCACGGAACUUUCAUUGGUGUUUAUGAUGGCCACGGAGGGCCUGAAACUUCACGGUUCGUGAAUGAUCAUCUCUUCCAGCACUUGAAGACAGAUUUCACUUCAGAGCAACAGUGCAUGUCUGUGGACGUGAUAAAGAAAGCAUACCUAGCAACUGAGGAAGGGUUCCAUUCUGUGGUGACCAAACAGUGGCCCAUGAAGCCUCAGAUUGCAGCUGUUGGGUCUUGUUGUUUAGUGGGUGUGAUCUGUGGGAGUACCCUUUACAUUGCUAAUGCUGGAGAUUCCAGAGCUGUGCUUGGCAAGUCUGUCAGGGCAACUGGGGAGGUUCUGGCUGUCCAGCUGUCAUCAGAGCAUAACGUCAGCAUAGAAUCUGUUAGACAGGAGAUGCACUCUUUACACCCUGAUGAUAAGCAGAUUGUUGUCUUGAAGCAUAAUGUAUGGCGAGUGAAAGGCCUCAUUCAGGUUUCUAGAUCCAUUGGAGAUGUAUAUCUGAAGAAGGCUGAAUUUAACAGAGAGCCCUUAUAUUCCAAAUUCCGGCUUCGGGAACCUAUCAGGAGACCAAUAUUAAGUGCUGAGCCGGCGAUCUCUGUGCAUGAACUCGAGCCUCAUGACCAAUUCCUCAUCUUUGCAUCCGAUGGGCUGUGGGAGCAUCUUAGCAAUCAAGAUGCAGUUGAUGUAGUACAAAACCACCCACGCCAUGGAAUCGCCAGGAGACUGGUGAAGGUGGCACUGCAGGAGGCCGCCAAGAAGAGAGAAAUGAGGUACUCGGAUCUGAAGAAGAUUGACCGUGGGGUCCGUCGCCAUUUCCACGAUGACAUUACCGUCGUGGUUGUGUUCCUCGACUCGAAUCUCGUGAGUAGAGCUAGCACAGCUAAAGGGCCUACAGUAUCAGUCCGAGGGGGAGGGAUUCACCUGCCUGCGAAAACACUAGCCCCAUGCACACCUCCCUCAGAAAUAAUGAAUCCCAACUAGUGAAUGAAGCUCUCAUUUCUCUACCCUCCCAUCAUCAUAGCUCUCAUCUCUCUACCCUCCCAUCAUCAUCACCUGUUCCAGGAGUACGAUGUUCCCCUCUAAUAACAAGAGCUCAGACGGAGAGAAGGAUAUAAUGUAUGGGUUCUCUUUAAGCUUCGUUGUGCUGAAAGGAAGAGGGGAAAAACAAAGGAGCUACCAAGGUGACCCACGGACAGACACUAGGAGUACAACAUAUUCUUCAUCUAGGCAAAUUUCAUUCAGCCUUUACAGUUCUUUUGCCUCUUUUUGUUCUUGUAAAUUAUGCGAGACAGGCACCUCUUUCCUCAAUUCAUGAAUUUAUGCAUCCACUUUGUUUUAGUACUGUGUUUUUCCCGUCUUGAAAUACCAAUGUUCUCCCUUGUGGCCUUGUUCCCUAACUGACUUUAGCAUAACUGUUGACAAGUCUC
Messenger RNA from Linum tenue, 2369 nucleotides. NCBI's taxonomy places the organism in Eukaryota, Viridiplantae, Streptophyta, Magnoliopsida, Malpighiales, Linaceae. The record is from the annotation of a GenBank genome assembly.